CACUAACCCCAAUCUCCCCUUUCUUCCCCUUUCCAAGUGCAUUCAGCGCCAGCGGCCAUUCACCCACCAAGGCCACCAUUGCCACCGCCCACCAAGCUCCAGAUUCCAGAAACCACCAAGCCACCCACAGCCAUCCACAGCAGCAGCGACCACCACCGCGUUCUGCUUCUCACUGAGCCCGCCUCCUCGUCGCCGAGCCCGCCUCCUCAUUCGCCACCCACAGCCAUCCACAACAGCCGCGACCACCACCGCGUUGAGCCCGCCUCCUCGUCGCCAAGCUCGCCGAGCCCGCCUCCUCAUUCGCCGAUGGAACAAUCACAAAGUAACCCACAGCCACAAGAUAAUGCUGUUCAAGAUUCUCAAACUGGUUCAUCCAGAGUAGAUUUUUGGGUAAUGCCGGAUGAAGAUGAUCCUGAAUUUACUAAUGGAGACAUCGAAGGCAUUGAAAAUUUAAUUUAUACGGAUAAUGAUAUGCCUUCAUAUCCUAAAGAUGGAGGAGAUGUGGAACUUGAUGUGGAUUUCUCUAAUGUUGCUGAUUCUUCAAAUACAGCUUCUUUUGGUGGUACUUCUGAUGAUGGUGGCUUUGGAUUACCUGUUUAUGAUGGAGAUGUUGGAACACUUAAUGAUAAUUAUGAUUUUUGAUGAGUUGCACCUUUGAUUAGUUGAAAACUUGCUAGUAAUUGUAUCUUUUGAAUGUAGAACAUUAUGGGUUUGUCAUUAUGUACGUUUUUUUUUUUUUAGUUAUAAACUUUGAUGUUUGAAAUUGUUUGUGAACUUCUAAUAUUAAGUAAUGGAUAAUUUAUUAUGUGAAAUA
Messenger RNA from Arachis duranensis, 814 nucleotides. RefSeq lists its product as uncharacterized. The record is from RefSeq and is a predicted model, not a curated record. The transcript has 4 exons. Lineage: Eukaryota; Viridiplantae; Streptophyta; Magnoliopsida; Fabales; Fabaceae. Bases 307 to 642 code for a protein of 111 amino acids.